Molecule: messenger RNA, 2442 nt
Organism: Gadus macrocephalus (Pacific cod)
Lineage: Eukaryota; Metazoa; Chordata; Actinopteri; Gadiformes; Gadidae
Gene: slc2a11b
Product: solute carrier family 2 member 11b
Exons: 12
Coding region: 370-1926 (518 amino acids)
Biological process (GO): monosaccharide transmembrane transport
Cellular component (GO): membrane
Molecular function (GO): hexose transmembrane transporter activity
Source: RefSeq, a predicted model, not a curated record
CUUCACAUAAAGUACUAUUAAAGUGCCACCAAAAGCCACAACAGAGACACAUGUGAGUGUUCGACCAAGACCAGUUCUUCGGAUUGUCUCCUACAGGUUGAACUUGUGUCUUUCUGAGAAGAUUGAGUACGCUAUGCACUGUGAACUCUAAAUAUCGUGCAGCAUCAGAGAGUUAACUAACGAGGUUACGCCCAGCGGUCCACUGACAGAGCUGUGUUUGUCUCUCUGGUGUAAGGGUUAGAGCUAGGUCUGUUCAUUCCAGUCCACCAGCUUCUCACUCAAUGCAGAGCGUACUCUGCCAAGCUCCAUUUUAAAGUUAAGAGAACAUCAAAUUCGGAUGAUAUUGUUACAGUUUCCGUACUUAAAAUAAUGGACCGAGCGGCUAAAGAGGUGGAUGAGAAUGAAUCUCUGAUCAGAAGCCCUGACGGACCUGAGGAACGCCUCAAGUUCCCAAACCGAUCCCUUGUGUUUGCGGUGUGUGCAGCCUGCAUAGGAGGGACCUUUCAGUACGGCCUCAACGUCUCCGUCAUCAACGGCCCCUCCCAGGCUGUGCAGACCUUCAUCAAUCACACCUGGCUGGAGCGCUACCAAGCGACCAUCCCGGGUCACACCCUCACCCUGCUGUGGUCCACCAUCGUGUCCAUCUUCACCCUGGGGGGCCUACUGGGGGGGUGCAUAGGGGGGACCCUGUCAGUCAAGCUGGGCAGGAAAGGCUCUCUGUUGGCCAACAAUGGGUUUGCCAUCGUUGCUGCGCUGCUCAUGGGCCUCAGCGCCCCCACGGGGCUGUUUGAGCUGCUCAUUGUUGGGCGAUUCCUCAGUGGAUUAAACGCAGGGAUCGCUCUGUGCGUCCAGCCGCUCUAUCUUGGGGAGAUCGCCCCGACCGCGCUGCGCGGCUCCAUCUCCAUCGGCACCGUCGUCUUCAUCACCGGGGGGAUCCUAACGGGACAGCUCCUCGGACUCAAAGAGCUGCUGGGCGAUGAAGGCCUCUGGCCCCUCCUCCUCGCCACCACCUGCCUCCCGGCCCUGCUGCAGCUCGUCGCCCUGCCCUUCUGCCCCGAGAGCCCUCGCUUCCUGCUGAUGGACCGCGGCGACGAGGCGGCGUGUGAGGAAGCCCUGAAGCGGUUCAACGGUUUGGACCACUUUGAGAAGGAGAGGGAAGAUAUGGAGAGUGAGCGGAUCCUGGCGUUAGGCGUCCAGACGCUGAAACCCUGGGAGCUCUUUAAAGACCGCAGCCUGCGCUGGCAGCUCCUCACCGUCUUCGUCAUCAACUCUGCUCAGCAGCUCAACGGCAUAAACGCUAUUUAUUUCUAUGCAGAUUCUGUGUUCAGGCAGUGUGGUAUCGCUGCCGAUAAGAUUCCAUAUGCGACUGUGGGCACCGGCGCCUGUGAAUGCAUCACUGCGCUGACCUGUGGGCUGCUCAUCGACCGCCUGGGCAGGAGGGUGUUGAUCGUGGGAGGGUACUUCCUGAUGUCCGUCUGCUGCGUUGGGUUCACCCUGUCCCUGACCUACCAGGACGCCAGCACCGCCCUGCCCUAUGUGAGCAUGGCCUGCAUCUUCGCCUUCAUCCUGAGUUUCGGUUUGGGACCAGGUGGUGUAACCAACAUCCUGAACACGGAGCUCUUCACCCAGACCACGCGCCCAGCCGCGUACAUCAUCAGUGGGGUGGUGAGCUGGCUGAGCUUCUUCACCGUAGGGAUGGUCUUCCCCUUCAUCGUGAACGGGCUGCAGCAGUACUCCUUCCUGGUGUUCCUGGUGGUGUGCAUCGGGGCGGGGGCAUACAUCCUCUUUGUCGUCCCGGAGACCAAGGGUAAGACCUUCCUGGAGAUCCACCAGGAGUUCCAGAUGGGAGAGGAGAAGGAGAAACCAUCGCCUCGACUGCUCUAUGAACACACAGGAGGGGAAACCAUCGCCUCGACUGCUCUAUGAACACACAGGAGGGGAAACCAUCGCCUCGACUGCUCUAUGAACACACAGGAGGGGAAACCAUCGCCUCGACCGCUCUAUGAACACACAGGAGGGGAAACCAUCGUGUCAACUUAUAUGGACCACCGUGUUGACCGCUCUAUGAACUCACAGGAGGGGAAACCAUCGUGUCGACCCAUCUGUGAACUCACAGGAGGAGAAACCAUCGUGUCGACCCAUCUGUGAACACACAGGAGGUGAAACCAUCGUGUCAACUUAUAUGGACCACCGUGUUGACCCCUCUAUGAACUAUCGUGUCGACCCCUCUAUGACCACAGGAGGUGAAACCAUCGUGUCGACCCGUCUAUGAACACACAGCUCUGCCCUUGAACAAGUCAACUCAGGUCAUCACGACAGCUGAAGAUAACAAGAGGAUUCUUACUGAAUACUUUUCUACUGGUCAAAGACUGUUUUGGGAAGUCUGUAAUGAAAUGCACCAUCUUGAAAUGCUUUAAUUUUUAAUAAAGUUGAUAAUAUUUA